AUGGACUACAUUUCCGCCCUCGAGAGAUCUUGUCAUCAGAAAGCCGUCAUGUGGGCAGAGGCACCGAGAAGCAGAACUAAGCAACAGCCGGCCAGGGCAUCCAGCCGACUCAACGGGAGGACCAACAACUUCUCGUAUCCCCGGCCCGAUGGUCAUCCCCCACAACAUGAAUCGGCCGAUAGCCGGUCGUCGUUGACGUCCAAUGGCUCCAUUCCGGGCAUGACCGAUGCCUCUGACUCCGAGGUAUCUGCGGAUGACGAUUACCAUUAUAACACUUCAGCUACCAAGCUUUGGGACAGCUUCUGGCCGACGGGGACAGACAAGGCUGAAUCAAUACCGAAGCAACAGAAUUCUAGUCGAGACUUCUUCACCAUUAACUAUUCGCCAUCUCGAUCCCACGAAUUGGAAGACGACACCGUCACCAUCACAGAGAAAGACCCCCUGGACACAACCACUGCCUAUUGGUCAUUCGAAACUCCGAGGGCCUCCCCUCCUCGGCCGAAGAACGUUAAGGAUACCAAGGACAACCGAAAGUCGAGCUACUCGAUAUACCCCAAACUCUCACCAACAAUUAUCUCCACAGCUCCUUUGCCGCCUCGCUCCUCAUCACUCUCAAUAGAGGCUGCAUCGGCACAAACCAUUCGGCGCAAGUCGAUCAAGGCCACCAAAUCCCUGGCUAGCAUCCACUCAAGCAAAUCAAGUGCCAGUUCACAUCAUCUCUACCUCGCACCCCCCGCGCCGGAAACCUCCAGCACAACCACAAUUUCAAAAGCUAAAUCACUCAGCAUUGCCCCCUACGGUGACUAUCUUCCCGUUCCUGUAGCGGCCCCCCCUCUCCGCCCUUCAACAUCAGCGUGCAAUACAUGUGAGCAGCCGCGGCGCCCAUAUCCCACAGCCACGCAGCAUAACGCCACCGCGCCACUAGCUCCUCUGGCGCAAUCCAGCACCACGGAUCUCAACAAUCACCAUCAACGCCUCGUGCGGCCACAACUAGAGCGGUUUGUCUCUGUGUUCGAGACUGACUCGGAGAAUGAGUCAGAUGGCGAGAGCAGCGGUCUGGCUAAGCGCCUCGCCCGCGGUCUGCACCACAAGAAGAGCGCGAGUGCUGAGAAACUUCGGGGUAGUAGUCGAAGUCGGCCUACGUCGUGUAGUCGCGAUGGGAGUGCCGAGGAGUUCAACAACAGUGCGAGUCACAGUCGGAAACGGGGGAGCUCGCUGGGGCGGAUGUUGGGAUUGAAGAGUCGGUGA
This is a messenger RNA of Pseudomassariella vexata, 1248 nucleotides long. RefSeq lists its product as uncharacterized. The transcript has a single exon. The coding region runs from base 1 to 1248 and encodes 415 amino acids. Lineage: Eukaryota; Fungi; Ascomycota; Sordariomycetes; Amphisphaeriales; Pseudomassariaceae. The record is from RefSeq and is a predicted model, not a curated record.